Molecule: messenger RNA, 1041 nt
Organism: Beta vulgaris subsp. vulgaris (sugar beet)
Lineage: Eukaryota; Viridiplantae; Streptophyta; Magnoliopsida; Caryophyllales; Amaranthaceae
Exons: 5
Coding region: 191-718 (175 amino acids)
Cellular component (GO): endoplasmic reticulum
Source: RefSeq, a predicted model, not a curated record
ACAUUCAUCAUCAAAUGAUACUACAAUAUUCUCUUCCUCUAUAAUACAUAGUCGUGCACAGUUAAGGGCUAAAUGAUCAGCCACGGGGCUGACAAAGAUCCCAGUAGGGAUUAAAGACUCGCGAAGGAGACUUUCGGUCGGAUUCCCAUAACUAUUUUCUCAACCCACUCAGGUCUCAGCUAAAGCAUCAAUGGCGAACCGAGUUUUCCACGCUUUACUCUUCAUCUCUUUCUCUCUCCUCCUCUUCUUCGUCUCCUCUGCAAUCGCUUCUUCCGACGCUCCUUUCAUCGUCGCUCACAAGAAGGCCACUCUCAAGCGCCUCAAAUCUGGCGCCGAACGCGUUCUUGUUUCAAUCGAUAUCUAUAACGAAGGAUCUGCGACGGCAUAUGAUGUAAGUCUAACUGAUGAUACGUGGCCUCAAGAUACUUUUGAUCUCAUCGAAGGCAAAACAUCAAAUUCAUGGGAGAGGCUUGAUGUUGGUGCUCUUGUUACAAUCUCUUUUGAGUUAGAAGCCAAAGUGAAAGGAAAGUUUCAUGGUGCUCCGGCUACCAUCAAAUACCGUAUUCCAACCAAAGCUGCUCUUCAGGAAGCAUAUUCCACGCCAUUAUUUCCUUUGGACAUCCUUGAGGACAGGCCCCCAGAGGCUAAGUUCGAUUGGGUGAGUGUCUUGUGCAUUUUUUCUCUUUUUAUCAUUGUAAAUAUCUAUCACGAUCACUAAUGAUUCUUAUUUUCUCUUGUGGGUUGAAAUCCGAUGGUGCCAUGCUUCUUUCAGGCUAAGAGACUGUUGGCUAAAUAUGGUUCUCCAGUUUCAGUUCUUUCCAUAGUCGGUCUCUUUGUGUUCCUUGUUGCAAGCCCGUCAAGUGCUGCCAAAGCAAACAAGAAGAAGCGUUAGUUUCAGUCAUCAGAUUACCGAACGGCUUCAUUUACAGUUUCCCUUUUGUAGUUUCACGAGUUUAGUGUUUAACAAAAUUUCACAAUUGAGAAUCAGGACCAAAAACUUUUGUAAUUGAUACAUCAUAUGUAAGCAGAGAGUUAUUUUGG